UUGACAGUGUAACAUUACUUCUUUUCCCACUUAAUUUUCGAAGAAAUUCAACGGCUCUUUCGAGGUUGAAAAAACACAGAAUUAUUAAAAAUUAUUGAAUGACCGUAGAAUAUAAGAUGGUUGAUCGGUAUCUCCAGGUCUCCCUUCAUUAGGUUUACUGACUGCAAGUUCUGUUGAUUAAAGCCACCGUCAACUUCCAUUAAUGAAGGUCAUUUCUUGCACUUACUAACAAACAUCAGGUUCAUUGUUGUUUACCAAACAUGGAAAAGAAAGGAAGUCUUGCAACAAAUUUAUUAUUAGCUUCUUCAUCUUCUUCUACCCAGAAAUGGAAGUACGAGGUAUUCUUGAGUUUUAGAGGUGAAGACACUCGUAAUACGUUUACUAGCCAUUUAUAUGCUGCUUUACGUCGUAAAUCGAUCAACACGUUCAUUGAUGACAAACUUAAGAGAGGAGAAGAAAUUACAUCUGCUCUUUCGAAUGUGAUUGAAGAGUCAAACAUUGGAAUCAUCAUUUUCUCAGAUGACUAUUCUUCUUCGACUUUUUGCUUAGAUGAAGUCGUGAAGAUUAUUGAAUGCAGCGAAACUCAUGGACAGAUAGUUAUUCCGGUAUUUUACCACGUUGAUCCAUCAGAUGUAGAGAACCAAACCGGAAGUUUUGCUGCAGCUUUUGUUAAACAUGAGAUUCACAACUUUGACAGAGUGCAGAGCUGGAAAGUUGCCUUAUCAAAAGCAGCCAGGAUGGCCGGAUGGCACAUCAGUGGUACUAGCCCGGAGUAUGAGCUGGUUGAAAAUAUUUCCAAUGAUAUUGUGAAGAAACUGAAUGCAGCAUGUUCAUGUGAUUUAAAGGGCCUGGUGGGCAUAAAACCUCGCAUUGAGCAUAUCAAGGCAUUAUUGUUUAACGAGUCCUUAGACGUUCGCAUGCUAGGUAUAUGGGGCAUGGGCGGCAUUGGUAAAACAACCCUUGCUGAAGCUGUUUUCAGUCAAAUUAAAGGCCAAUUUGACGGAUGCUGCUUUCUUCCAAGUGUUAGGAUAAAUAGUGAAAAAGAUGGUGAUUAUAUAAUAAAGCAGCUUCUUUUUCAAAUAUUUGGGGAAAAAGAUGGGACUAUCACCUCACUUGAUAUUCGAUGCUCUACUUUCAUUGCAAGGAUGCUUAAUAGGAAGGUCUUAGUUGUUGUGGAUGAUGUGAAUAGCACUCAACAGUUAGAAUUUUUCGUGCAAAUUCGCUAUGUUUUUGGCAAAGGAAGCAGAAUAAUUGUGACAAGCAGGGAUAAACAUAUACUUUCAUGGUGUAGCGUUGAUGGUACAUAUGAAGUUAAGGGAUUAGAUUUCAAGGAGGCUCAGAUUUGUUUUUGUCAGAAUGCCUUCAAGAAUAACUUUCCUGCACAAGAGCAUGGUUUUCUAUCAGAUUUGUUUAUAACCUAUGCAAAUGGUAAUCCUUUGGGUCUUAAAGUCCUUGGUUCCUUUUUAUUUGGCAGGACUGUAAGAGAAUGGAAAAAUGCAUGGGAUAAGCUUCAAAAAUAUCCUAAAGAAGGUAUUCAGAAUGUGCUGAAAAUUAGCUAUGAUAACCUUGACGGAGAAGAAAAGGAUAUCUUUCUCCAUCUUGCAUGUUUCUUUAGAGGUGAGAAAAUGGAUGAGGUUACAAGAAUCCUGAAUGCGUGUGGCUUCAGUACAGACAUUGCAUUAAGUGUUCUUAUCGACAAAUCACUUAUAACUGUUAUAGAAACAUGCAGCCAUGAUUCAUUAGAAACGCCUGGCUCCUUAGAAAUACAUGACUUAUUACAAGAAAUGGGCAAGGGAAUUGUUCGAGAAGAAUCUAGAGAGCCAGGCAAGCGAAGCAGACUAUGGGAUCAUGACGAAAUUGUUCGAGUGCUAAAAAAAAGUGCUGGAACUGAAGCAAUUGAAGCUAUAUGCCUAGACAUGUCUAAGAUUGAUGAAAUAGACAUAAACCCAGAUGUCUUUAAAAGCAUGUCUAGCCUCAAGUUACUUAAAUUUUAUGACAGUAGUGAAGAAAAAGCUGGUAAGGUGAACUUUUCACAAGGCCUUGAUUGUCUUCCAGAUGAGCUGCGAUAUCUUUACUGGCAUGGGUACCCAUUGGAAACUUUGCCAGCCAAUUUUGAUCCAGUUGAACUUGUAGAGCUCCAUUUGCCUUACAGCAUGAAUAUCAAAAGCCUGCAAAGGUUUGACAUUCCUCAAUCCAGCCAUCCUUUCAAAGUACCAAUGCUAUUAGGAGCCAGAAAUCUUGUUCACAUAAACAUGUAUGGCUGCGCAAGAAUUGAAACUUUUCCUAGUACCAUUGGUUUGAAGUCUCUUGAGACUCUGAAUCUCACCAGGUGCUUGAAACUUGAGACAUUUCCAGAAAUUUCAAGUAAUGUGAGAUUAUUGGAUAUGAGCUAUACUGCAAUAAAAAUAGUUCCAGCAUCACUUGGCUCACUCUGCAGAUUGGAGACAUUCACUUUGACAAAUUGCACCAAGCUCGAAAGUUAG
Mercurialis annua (annual mercury) is the source of this 2483-nucleotide messenger RNA. Its product is annotated as disease resistance protein RPV1-like. Gene Ontology annotation, molecular function: ADP binding. Bases 261 to 2483 code for a protein of 740 amino acids. The record is from RefSeq and is a predicted model, not a curated record. Gene Ontology annotation, biological process: signal transduction; defense response. The transcript is spliced from 5 exons. NCBI's taxonomy places the organism in Eukaryota, Viridiplantae, Streptophyta, Magnoliopsida, Malpighiales, Euphorbiaceae.